CGUGGACGUCUGCUCUUCCUGACGUCAGGAGAAGUCUGAGCGCACUCAGCGCUGCGCACAAGCACAGUAACCACAUCGCUCCCAGAGGAAAGGAGAGCACAGCGCAGCUACAGAUCGCCAUUUAGUAGCUUUAGUGUGGCGAAUCCGAUCAGCAUUGUAGGAUGCCUCUUGGAGAGGAUGGAAAUGGAUGGAAAAAGAAGACAUCAGACAUCAAAGAAUAUUAUGACUUCAAAGAAGUGCUGGGAACUGGUGCUUUCUCGGAGGUGGUUCUAGCAGAGGAGAAGAGGACUCAGAGGCUGGUGGCCAUCAAAUGCAUCCCCAAGAAAGCACUGGAAGGCAAAGAGAACAACAUUGAAAAUGAGAUUGCAGUCCUGCACAGAAUCAAGCACCCCAAUAUUGUUACGCUGGAGGAUAUCUUUGAAAGUUCAUCCCACCUAUAUCUUGUCAUGCAACUGGUAUCAGGUGGUGAGUUGUUUGACCGGAUUGUGGAGAAAGGAUUUUACACCGAGAGAGAUGCCAGCCAGCUCAUCCGCCAAAUCUUAGAUGCUGUCAAAUAUCUUCACGAUAUGGGGAUCGUCCACAGAGACUUGAAGCCAGAGAAUUUGCUGUAUUACAGCAUGGACGAAGACUCCAAGAUUAUGAUCAGUGACUUCGGCCUGUCAAAGAUCGAGGGAUCGGGCAGCGUCAUGUCCACAGCGUGCGGUACUCCUGGUUAUGUGGCCCCUGAGGUGCUCGCUCAGAAGCCGUACAGUAAAGCAGUGGAUUGCUGGUCCAUAGGAGUUAUUUCUUACAUUCUGUUAUGUGGAUACCCUCCGUUUUACGACGAAAAUGACGCAAAGUUAUUUGAGCAGAUUCUGAAGGCAGAGUAUGAAUUUGAUUCUCCGUACUGGGAUGACAUCUCAGAUUCAGCCAAAGACUUCAUUUGCCACAUGAUGGAAAAAGAACCUCUAAAAAGAUAUACAUGUGAGCAGGCCCUCCAGCAUCCGUGGAUAUGUGGUGACACAGCUCUGGAUAAGAAUAUCCAUGAAUCCGUCAGCGCACAAAUUAAGAAGAACUUUGCCAAAAGUAAAUGGAAGCAAGCGUUUAAUGCCACAGCGGUGGUGCGCCACAUGCGGAGGCUGCAGCUGGGCACUAGUCUCGAGGGAACCAGUCAGAUUACUCCCACCAGUCCCUGCCAUGGACAUCUGCUCCCAGAGGAGGUGGAGGAAGAGGAGGACGAACUGGAAAACGAGGAGGAGGAGAGCCUGUCCCACUAUGAGGAUGGUCGCCGCGGAAGCAACGAGGGGAGCGCAGAUCGGGACAGCUUAAGAAGUUGCACCUACUGCUGCAGGCCAACUAGUCGCAUUUGAGCGCAGCCUCCUUUUGUCAUGGUGAUGUUGUAUCCCUGGAGCGCCCAGAGCCCCGUCUGCCCAGUCUGCCCAGUCUGGCCAGGAAUGCAGAGCAGAUAUCAGGCAGUGUCAAACAGAGUGCAUCAUCCACAGCCUACAGGCCCCUUUACAGUGCAAACUAGACUGUAAGUCUUUGUUUAAAAAAAAAAAAAAAAACCCUACAAACGAUAUCACGACUAAAGACACACUAGUUUUAAUUUUCUCCUAAUAGGGUAAGCAAGGCUGCUUCAAGCAUGCAGAUGGCAAUUUAUUAUAAAACGGUCUGACUGUAAGAUUACCCGCAACAAACCCUCCCAUUAAUGAGCGUGGCCAUUUGUGGUUUACAAAGUUAGCUUCAGGAAAGAUCUGAGCUCCAACAGUUUUAAUCAAAGAUGAGGCCUAAAAGCUGUGUCUUCUGUUGUUUAUUUAUCUCCCCCACCCCCCAUUAUCUGUCACAUCUACCUCUAAUCAUCAUAACUGUGUGUCAAAAUCCAUCUGGCCAACACGGACCACAUUUUUGGCAGCUUUCUCCAAAUUCUGGUCAGACCGGGCACAGAAUAAUAGUAAGAAAUACAUGCUUUUAAAAGGGAACUAGUGCUGAAGCUUAUCCUUGCUACACAUCUUUACCCAGUAAUGUGAUUCCAGCCACCAAUAACGUAGUUAAACAUUAAUACUUUCUCAAGGUGUGUCUGUAGUGCCAUUUCUGUCUUUCAUCAUCGGAUGUUUCUGUUUUUUAUUUUACUGGUGUUUAUUCUUCAUGUUUGAAGCCUUUUAGAAGCUGAGAUGCUUGAAAGCGGGUCAUGGACUCUAUAUUCUGGCUCAGACUGGGUUUGUAAAGGGUCGUUCCAAAGUGAAGUUGCUGCAUGCUUCCUGUUGGGGAAAACAUUGAAAUGUAUGAAUAUCAAAAGGAGACUCUUUUUUUCCGUUUGUUUGUUUGUUUUAUGGCUGUUCUGUUAUCAGAGGCUCAAACUGAGAUCCCCACAUCCACAGGCUCUCAUCUUUUCAGGAGGGUUUUUUAUUUGUAUUUUUUUUUAUUUUUUUUUUAUAAGAGGCACAGUUAUAUUAAUCCAAUCUGUGUGGGAAGAACAUGAUCAUACCAUGCUCAUCCUCCCUGUUCUGUCGCUGACUAAAUAUCCGCCAGCUGUCAGUCUCUGGCUCUGGCUCAGGUCCGACUCAGACUGGACCGGGGAGGGUGGA
Cololabis saira (Pacific saury) is the source of this 2564-nucleotide messenger RNA. It is a transcript of the gene camk1a, whose product is annotated as calcium/calmodulin-dependent protein kinase Ia. Gene Ontology annotation, molecular function: ATP binding; calcium/calmodulin-dependent protein kinase activity; calmodulin binding. Gene Ontology annotation, biological process: peptidyl-serine phosphorylation. Lineage: Eukaryota; Metazoa; Chordata; Actinopteri; Beloniformes; Belonidae. Bases 162 to 1349 code for a protein of 395 amino acids. The record is from RefSeq and is a predicted model, not a curated record. The transcript is spliced from 12 exons. Gene Ontology annotation, cellular component: intracellular anatomical structure.